This is a messenger RNA of Anopheles cruzii, 1336 nucleotides long. RefSeq names its product diphosphomevalonate decarboxylase (gene Mvd). Bases 15 to 1160 code for a protein of 381 amino acids. The record is from RefSeq and is a predicted model, not a curated record. Gene Ontology annotation, biological process: isopentenyl diphosphate biosynthetic process, mevalonate pathway; isoprenoid biosynthetic process. Gene Ontology annotation, molecular function: diphosphomevalonate decarboxylase activity; ATP binding. Lineage: Eukaryota; Metazoa; Arthropoda; Insecta; Diptera; Culicidae. Gene Ontology annotation, cellular component: cytosol. The transcript is spliced from 6 exons.
GAACCCAUCAGAAAAUGUCCGUCUCUGUAACUUGUGUGGCUCCGGUGAACAUUGCAAUCAUCAAAUACUGGGGAAAGCGUGACGAUGACCUCAUUUUACCGAUCAACGAUUCGAUCAGUGUCACGCUCUCUACGGAAGAUCUCCGAACCAAAACCACCAUCAUGGCCGGGCCAGAAUUGUCGAAGAGCGUUUUGCGUUUGAAUGGGGUCGAGGAAUCGUUUGAAAAUCCACGCAUUCAGAGAUGCCUUGAGGAAGUACGAAAAAAGGCACGCGAUGCCGGAAAGUGCAAGACCCAACUAUUGGACUGGAACAUCCACGUAGAAUCGGAGAACAACUUCCCCACUGCGGCCGGCCUGGCAUCGAGCGCAUCGGGGUAUGCGUGUUUCGUUUACACUCUGGCCACACUGUACGGUAUCGAAGGGAGCGUAGAAUUGAGUGGAAUUGCGCGGAUGGGCAGCGGGUCUGCCUGCCGUAGCCUUCAUUCCGGCUUUGUCCAGUGGGUACGAGGUGAGCGCGAGGAUGGAGCCGAUUCAUUGGCGGUCCAAUUGGCACCGGCAAAGGCGUGGCCCCAAAUGCACGUCCUUAUUCUGGUGGUGAACGAUCGGAAGAAAGCAACCGCUUCAACGCACGGGAUGGCUACGAGUGUGAAAACAUCGGAUCUUCUCAAGCAUCGUGCCGCUGUGUGUGUUCCGCAACGUGUGGAGCUACUGAAAAAGGCGAUAGCGGAGCACGACUUUGAUACAUUCGGUCGCAUUGCCAUGAAGGAUAGCAAUCAGUGCCACGCCGUCUGUCUGGACACCUAUCCACCGUGCUUCUACAUGAACGACGUGUCACGAACGGUCAUCCGUUUGGUACACCAAAUCAACAGCCUUGCUGGAGACGAUGUCCCGGUUAAGGUGGCCUACAGUUUCGAUGCUGGUCCGAACGCGUGUCUUUUUAUGCUGGACCGUGAUGUGGCAGAAAUUUCAGCAAUCAUUCGCCGAGUGUUUCCAUUCAAUCAUUGCACAGCGGACGAGUAUUACAAGGGUAUUGCGAACGAUGAAGCUGCAAUGGCAGCCGUUCCCGGUGUCCUGCUGGAUUCAUUCACACAGGAACAGCCAAACUUGCUGCGCUACAUCAUCCACACGAAAGUAGGCGAAGGUCCGAAACGCGUUGAUUGAACGCGAGCAACAUUUAUACAACACAAGCAAUUCUCAGCAAUGGUGGUAGGUUAUAUCUAGGGAUUUCAAAUACUAAAGUUCAGUCUUAUAUCAUGGCUUCCAUGAUUAACGCUCAGGGUUCAACGGAAACUGCUUAUUUAUUUUUUGUAAUAAAAUUCAGGAAAAAGAUGACUUUU